GCGCUCCAUCCCGCGGCCACGGCCAUGGCCACGGCGCUCGCCAUCCUGGCGGGGCUGCUGCUCCCCUGCGGGGGCUCCCUGCCGCCGCUCCGGAGGCAGAGCCUCCUGAAGAGGAAUGGAGCUCGGUGCUCCCACCACUUGGAGUGCUCCAGCGACUGCUGCCUCAUGAACUUGGACACUGAAGGCGACUUCUGUGCCCCCAGGGGCAGGAAAAGCAUGGUGUGCUUGCCCCAGACCAAGAGGGACAUCAACAUCAUAUGCCCCUGCCGAGGGGCCUUGCGUUGCAUUCCCAAGGACCCGAGCUGUCCCCGACGGUGCUCUAUGAUUUAGGGCGAUGCGGGGACACGGCCGUCCUCCUCCCUCCCUCGGCCAGCGGCCUCGGAGACCCCAUCUUGUUCCCGGUCCAGCUCAGACACAUUAAAGUCACUCUCCGGCCCUGG
Molecule: messenger RNA, 440 nt
Organism: Pipistrellus kuhlii (Kuhl's pipistrelle)
Lineage: Eukaryota; Metazoa; Chordata; Mammalia; Chiroptera; Vespertilionidae
Gene: CLPSL2
Product: colipase like 2
Exons: 3
Coding region: 25-330 (101 amino acids)
Biological process (GO): lipid catabolic process; response to food; digestion
Cellular component (GO): extracellular region
Molecular function (GO): enzyme activator activity
Source: RefSeq, a predicted model, not a curated record